This is a messenger RNA of Myxocyprinus asiaticus (Chinese sucker), 2034 nucleotides long. Its product is annotated as elongin-B-like. The transcript is spliced from 4 exons. The coding region runs from base 16 to 579 and encodes 187 amino acids. Gene Ontology annotation, molecular function: protein binding. Gene Ontology annotation, biological process: transcription elongation by RNA polymerase II. Lineage: Eukaryota; Metazoa; Chordata; Actinopteri; Cypriniformes; Catostomidae. Gene Ontology annotation, cellular component: VCB complex; elongin complex. The record is from RefSeq and is a predicted model, not a curated record.
ACCCAUGGCUCGAAAAUGCUAAUUCUCUUCUGUGUUUUUGGACUACAGCCUGAACAGCUCUAUCCCUGCGGUUCCAGUAGGGGGCGACCACCGGCAAAGACAAGAGUUCAGGCUGCUCCCGCAAAGACAUCUGGGCUUCUGGAGGACUGGCUUGAGCGCUUUGAUUUCCGCAGUGCAGCGUGGGAUAGUGGAAGAAGUCAGCGCAACAGACCGAGAGAAAUGGAUGUCUUUUUGAUGAUCAGACGUCACAAAACGACCAUCUUUACAGAUGCUAAGGAGUCCACCACAGUGUAUGAACUGAAGCGGAUUGUGGAGGGCAUCCUAAAGCGUGCACCUGAGGAUCAGAAGCUUUAUAAGGAUGACAUGUUGCUAGAAGAUAGUAAGACUCUUGGAGACUCUGGAUUCACAAACCAGACAGCCAGGCCUCAGGCUCCGGCCACAGUAGGACUGGCCUUUCGCAUCAGUGAUGAUGCUUUUGAGCCUCUGAGAGUAGAACCCUUCUCCAGCCCCCCUGAGCUUCCUGAUGUUAUGAAGCCUCAAGACACGGGCAGCACUGCCAAUGAACAAGCUGUGCAGUGAAGGAGGAACGGAUGAUAAAGGGUGGGAGGGAGGGCGAGAGAAAGGCGGUAGGAGUGCAGAGUUUCCAGAACAGCAAGCAAAAUGUGUUUUAAGAUGGUGGUGUGUAUUUAGCUGAAAGGGGGGACGCAUGAGUGAGAGUGAUCCAUGUGAUAUUGUAACUUUUUCGAGUGUUUGAAUCGCUUUCCUGUUACUCCUUACCUCCCAUCAAGCACUAGUAGCUUACUCUCACGAUAUUGUCGCAAACCCUUCCAGAAUUCAGUCUCUGCUCAUCUACAUAUAACCCAGCAAUCACAAUGCCCUUGUUGGUUUCAGGCAUAUUUUGAUUUGUUAAUGUGUUCCCCUCAUUUAUGAAUAAAUUACUCAUUGGUCAGACAGCUGUUAGACACCUGUCUAAGGUGGUAAGAUAUCAGAAUAUUUAAACCAGUUCUUAUUUAAUUAAUGUAGAUGUUAUGUUUGGAGAGUUAAAUGUUUUGUGCUUUUUGUGUGAUUUGAUCUGUUGGGAUGGGGAUGGGUUUGUGUUAGUGGCUGUAAGGUUAUACAAAUGCCCACUUUACUGAUUGCAUUUACAGUAUGCUGUUGUGUUUGUUAAUGAGUAUUGAUAUUAUAAUUAUUCUUAUUUAGAUCUGUCAUAAUUUUAUCUGGGCGCAAAGGCCACUGGCUGAACAGUUUUAUGUUACCGACUUACUAUAGAGUAAAUGGACGUGGAACUUGCUGAAAAUCAGAAUGGGCAUGGAUGCAGUCAGGUUAUACCUGCAUAUUAGUACACGGCACAUGAUUAAGAUGAAUUCUGAGAAACAGUGGUUUUAUUGUAAAUACAUUUUUCCACUUGUGUCCUUGCUUCUUGAAGUGUGUUUUGCUUUUCUUUACAAUUUUGUGUUGGAGUUUGUGUCUGCUCCUUUCUUUUUUUGAAAAUUAGUUUUAAUGCUGAAGGAUUGACAUUUGUGGAAUUCCCUGAUUUUGUAAUUAAAUCAGGUGUGUGUGCGUGUGAGAGAGAGAGAGAGAGAGAGAGCGAGCGCGUGUGCGUGUGAGAGAGAGAGAGAGCGAGCGCGUGUGCGUGUGAGAGAGAGAGAGAGCGAGCGCGUGUGCGUGUGAGAGAGAGAGAGAGAGCGAGCGCGUGUGCGUGUGAGAGACAGAGAGAGCGCGCGUGUGCGAGAGAGUGUGUGACAUUUUUAAAAAUGGUGGAAAGACUAACUUAAAAAUUUAAACAUCAGUACGAAUGAAGCCUUUGGGCAUAGUUGCUUAAACAAGUGAAUGUUUAACGAAAACACAAACGUUGAUAUUGUGUUUCAUCCCCAAAAACUAAUGUUUUUGAGAAUUUACCCUCAUUCUUUUCAGAGAUGGCAGUACUCCUUCACAGUGCUAUUGCAACAAAAGUUGACAAAUAAACUGAAAAGAAACCAUGCUGCAAUCUGUAACUGCGUUGAAAUGAACAUUAAAAUCUGCCCUCUUUCAUAA